CCCGGUGCAGCCCGGAGAGCCGCCCCUCCAGGAAGCGCCCGCCUCGCGCCCGCUUCCCGCCCACAUCCUCCCUCGACAGGAGGGAGGAGCCCGCGCCGCAGCCGCGGCCCGAGGAGGGCCGGCCCUAGCCCGGGCGAGCGCACGAGUGGGCACGGCCGCGCGGGCAGCGCCCUGAGCCUGUCCCGCGUCGCCGCCCGGCCGACAGCACAGCGCGCGGGGAUGCCCCGGCGGCCCGGAGCACGCUGAGGCUGCGGGACGCACGACUGCCAAGAACUGCUGCUGCCGCCACCAACGCCCAUGGCCUACAUUCCAGAUGGGGGCGCCCCCGCCACAGGGGCCAUCCCCUUGGCCUCUCAGUGCUGUGUGUGCAAAGUGGAGCUGUCAGUGAGUGGCCAGAACCUGCUGGACCGGGAUGUCACCUCCAAGUCUGAUCCUUUCUGUGUCCUCUUUACAGAGGACAACGGCAGGUGGAUGGAGUAUGACAGAACAGAAACAGCCAUCAACAACCUCAACCCAGCCUUCUCCAAGAAGUUCGUGCUGGACUACCACUUCGAAGAGGUGCAGAAACUCAAGUUCGCCCUAUUUGAUCAGGACAAGUCCAGUGCACAGUUGGAUGAACAUGACUUCCUGGGUCAGUUCUCCUGCAGCCUUGGCACGAUUGUCUCCAGCAAGAAGAUCACUAGGCCUCUGCUGCUGAUGAAUGACAAGCCUGCAGGGAAGGGCUUGAUCACGAUCGCAGCCCAGGAGCUGUCAGACAACCGUGUCAUCACACUGAGCUUGGCAGGCAGGAAGCUGGAUAAGAAGGACCUCUUCGGGAAAUCAGACCCAUUUCUUGAGUUUUACAAGCCAGGGGAUGAUGGCAAAUGGAUGCUAGUCCACAGGACGGAGGUGAUCAAGUACACUCUGGACCCUGUGUGGAAGCCGUUCACUGUGCCAUUGGUGUCCUUGUGUGAUGGGGACCUGGAGAAGCCCAUUCAGGUUAUGUGCUAUGACUAUGACAGUAAUGGAGGCCACGACUUCAUCGGCGAGUUCCAGACCUCUGUGCUACAAAUGAGUGAGGCUCGGGAUGGCGUCCCGCUGGAGAUGGAGUGCAUCAACCCCAAGAAGCAGAGGAAGAAGAAGAGCUACAAGAACUCAGGCAUCAUUAUCCUGAGAUCAUGCAAGAUACACCGGAACUACUCAUUCCUGGACUAUAUCCUAGGAGGCUGCCAGCUCAUGUUCACCGUUGGAAUAGACUUCACAGCCUCCAAUGGGAAUCCCCUGGACCCUUCUUCUCUACACUAUAUCAAUCCCAUGGGCACCAACGAAUACUUGUCAGCCAUUUGGGCAGUGGGACAGAUCAUUCAGGACUACGACAGUGAUAAGAUGUUUCCUGCUCUGGGGUUUGGGGCCCAGCUGCCGCCAGACUGGAAGGUGUCCCAUGAGUUUGCCAUCAACUUCAACCCCACCAACCCUUUCUGCUCAGGUGUGGAUGGCAUCGCCCAGGCAUACUCAGCCUGUCUGCCCCACAUCCGCUUCUAUGGUCCCACAAACUUCUCCCCUAUCGUUAACCAUGUGGCCCGGUUUGCAGCACAGGCCACACAGCAGCAGACAGCAACGCAAUACUUCAUCCUCCUCAUCAUCACUGAUGGGGUCAUCAGUGACAUGGAGGAGACACGACACGCCGUAGUGCAGGCCUCCAAGCUGCCCAUGUCCAUUAUCAUUGUGGGUGUGGGCAAUGCUGAUUUUGCAGCCAUGGAGUUUCUGGAUGGGGACAACCGUAGACUGCGCUCACAUACAGGCGAGGAGGCAGCCCGCGACAUUGUGCAGUUUGUGCCCUUCCGAGAAUUCCGCAAUGCAGCAAAAGAAACUCUGGCCAAAGCGGUGUUGGCGGAGCUGCCUCAGCAAGUAGUGCAGUAUUUCAAGCAUAAAAACCUACCCCCCACCAACUCAGAGCCUGCCUGAGCCCAUGCCCGGCAGCAGCAUGCCAGCUGAGCCCCCAGCCCUCCCAGGAACAUGCACGUUCACCCUGCUUCCUCGUGGGUGGCCUUUUUUUACCAGUCCACAUUUUUAUUUUUUACAACCGGACCUCCACCCCCAACUUCCCCAGCCCAGCUGGGCUUCCUUUGUCAGAAUCAACUGAUGAUGCUUCCAGGACAAAUCGGCUUCCUUCCCCCACCCUCCUGCCACUCCAAGUAUUGAAUGUACUUUGUAUAAUUUUAGUGGGAUUAUUGUUAUUAAAGAGAAUAAAAUUUUUACAAUCAUAA
Phodopus roborovskii (desert hamster) is the source of this 2246-nucleotide messenger RNA. It is a transcript of the gene Cpne2, whose product is annotated as copine 2. Gene Ontology annotation, molecular function: calcium-dependent phospholipid binding. Lineage: Eukaryota; Metazoa; Chordata; Mammalia; Rodentia; Cricetidae. The transcript is spliced from 16 exons. Bases 298 to 1944 code for a protein of 548 amino acids. Gene Ontology annotation, cellular component: plasma membrane. The record is from RefSeq and is a predicted model, not a curated record. Gene Ontology annotation, biological process: cellular response to calcium ion.